AUGAGUCCUGAGAAUGAAGUCACUAUUCGAGUAAAUAUUAUGGAGUCCAAAGAGAUUGACCUUGGAAAGAAAGAGAAGCUGAAGAAGAGGAGACAAAGGGUUGAUGAUUAUGACUACAACGAUCCACUUAUUGAGCCCUUUGAAGGGGAGACGCAAAUGGUCAUGAUAGAGUGUAGCUUGGAGGAUUUCUUUGUAUAUAAGGGCGAGCUGCCGUACAGUGCAAAGAAGGUGCUAAGUGUGCAUAAAGCAAGAGAAAGAGCCAAGCUCGCGAAAAGUUCAUCAGCGGGCUCCCCUGAUAAAGAGACUAGCAAAAGAAAGCGAGAAAUGAAGGAAAAGCCGAAAAAACUGGAGGCACCUACUGGAAAGAGAAGGCGAGGAAAAAUACCAAAAAGUGAUACCAAAAUCUGCGAUUCUCUUGCCAACCUCAUAAAGUCAGAAAUUGAAGAUUUAAGGAACCCGGAAGAAUUUGAGUGCAAUAGUGUAGAGUGUUAUGUGUCUUUGAAAGUCCUUGAAGAAUUUCAAAAGGAGAGAGAAGCCGACUGGUCCAUACCAGCCUCUGAUACUCUCAGGAAGCCAACAGACGAGGAGAUGGCAGAAUACCUGAAGAGAAGCGAGUCUGCAAUGAAUGAGACACUUAAUGCAAUCUCAGAAGAAAUCAGAAACUACCAGCUUUAUUCUGACGAUCUUUCCUUGUUUAAAGGCUUUCAAAAGGAAGACUUUCUACUUAAAACCAGUAAGUACUUUCUACUCUUUAUUAAGAUUUCAUUUAUGAGUCAAGAAGGCACAUCCUUCAAUAAAGCGAGAAAAGAAGCAUACAGCAAUGUCCUUGACCUAUUUCCCGAGGCAUGUAGAAACGCAACACAGACCCAGUACUACCUUGCAAAGUAUAUCUCACAAAUCUGCAAGGCAAAAGGCUUCGCUGAGGACGAUAAGAAGCAUGACGAAGGGAGUCGGUAUCAUGAAGCAUCUUCGGAUCUAGAUAGUGCUGAGUAA
Messenger RNA from Encephalitozoon hellem ATCC 50504, 993 nucleotides. RefSeq lists its product as uncharacterized. NCBI's taxonomy places the organism in Eukaryota, Fungi, Microsporidia, Unikaryonidae. The transcript has a single exon. The coding region runs from base 1 to 993 and encodes 330 amino acids. The record is from RefSeq and is a predicted model, not a curated record.